Messenger RNA from Silurus meridionalis, 2430 nucleotides. RefSeq names its product E3 ubiquitin/ISG15 ligase TRIM25-like. Bases 297 to 2300 code for a protein of 667 amino acids. The transcript has 7 exons. Gene Ontology annotation, molecular function: protein binding. Lineage: Eukaryota; Metazoa; Chordata; Actinopteri; Siluriformes; Siluridae. The record is from RefSeq and is a predicted model, not a curated record.
AAAUUCAUUACUUUCAUGGUUUUAGUAAGCUGCCUAGGCUUUGAUUAGUUUUAAGUAUAUUCUUUAUUUCUUUUAGCUAGGCGAAAGUUCUACAACCCAUCCAACUCCCUGGCUUACUGUGUCUCCUGCUGCCACCUUCACUUUGAAGCAGAGAUACCAUUAUUUUAAGUUUAUCUCAAGUUGUUGCUGAUUAUUCACUUUUUCUGGAGACUUUGGUGUCAACUACACCUGCUCCUCUGUGAAAUUUCACUAAGCAAUCACCUGGAAAUCUCCUGUACUAUUUGCUAUUUGUUGAGAUGGCCACCAAGCUGUCUGUCAUUCCACUGCUUCUCCCAGAGGAUGAGCUACUGUGCUCCAUCUGCCAGACGCUCCUAAGCAAUCCUGUGACUACACCAUGCGGACACAACUUUUGCAUGAGGUGCAUCAGGGAACACUGGAAAUGGACCAAUUUAACUGUUUACUGCCCCCACUGUCGCACAAAGCUCCCCUCAAAGCCGGAUCUGAAGACCAACACCGUUCUCAGUGCAAUCAUGGAGCAUGUUAAGAAGGUGUGGACAGAGUCUAAGGAUUUUUCAGUUCCAGAGGAGAAAUCGAUCAGCUGUGACAUCUGUGAGGAGGGAAGGGAGCUGUCUGCAGUUAAGACCUGUGUGACAUGCUUGGCUAACUUUUGCACUGUUCAUGCAAUACCCCAUAAGAAUAGCCAGGCACUUGCUAAACACUGCCUUUGUACACCCGUGUCUGACAUCCAGGAUCUGCUGUGUAAGAGGCAUAACAAAGUGCUUGAAGUGUUCUGCAUGAACCAUGGGGCUGCCAUUUGUUGGCAGUGUACAGCAAAACACCACAAAUGCAACACGCGCUCUGUGGAAGUAAUGAGGACAGAAUGGAAGGCUGCAAUUGAGCCAGUGGCAACGGAAGCACAGGACAGAGAGGAUGCUACUAGUGAACUCUUAGAAGCCUUGAAUACUAUGUCAGAGGGUAUAAUGGGUGCUUCAGAAAGUAUGAUUGAAGAUGUACAGCUCUGUUUUGAAGAGCUGAUAAACACCAUUAACCAUGCCCAAAACAGAGCCAUAUCCUUCAUAGAAGCAGAGAAAGAGGGAGCUCUCCAAAAAUUAGGACAGCAGAAGAAACGGUUGGAUGAUCACAUGCAUUCCAUUUCACUGAUCAAGGAUAAGAUUGAUGAGUACAUAAACAAUGAUUCCUACUUCAAUUUUCUCCUGCCUUUACCACUACUACCUCCAGAGGUUGGUCAGCUGCAGGACAUUCAGCUGGAUGGACAAGCUGUAGAGAGGAUGAAAUCGGAUCUUCGCCAACUUAACUAUAGUCUGGAAACUAAUCUCAGCACCAUGCUGCAGAGAAGAGAAGAAAUACAAGAGAAAGAUUUGGCAUCAGGUGACUUCAGAUUUGUCUUCGGCCAAAGCAAACGGCGCUCCAACCUUCUUAAAUAUUCCAGCAGAUUGACCUUUGAUCCAGUGACUGCGAGUGCCUCGAUGCUUUUCUCUGAGGAUAACCUGGCUGUUACAGUAGAGCCCAGUGGUCUUCUGACCUGGAAAGACUACCAGGUAAACAAAGAGAUAGGCUUUAGGGUGCUGUGCUCUGAAGAGUUCACCAUAGGGCAGCACUACUGGGAGAUUCAGCCACCACAGGAUGAUGAAGAUUGCAACUGGGCCGUGGGUGUGACGUAUAAAAACAAAGACCCUUACCAGUGCUUGGGUCAAGACAGCAGCUCAUGGUGUGUCAGGUGGCAGAACAACAGGGAAGACAAGGAUGAUGAGCAGAUGGUUAUCCUUAUAGAAGGAACAACAAAUGAAGAAGCAAUAUUACCAAAGUCACCGGCCAAAAAAGGUGCUGUAAAACUCAAGAUGCCGAAAUUAGAAUCAAAGAAUUGCAAAUCUGCAGCAUUUCUUAAAAAAGAUAAGGGCCAGGAAGUUCUUCUACAGGACAAGCGCGAAAGAGAUGGAAAUCAAGCGCUAGUGGAGAUGGCAGAAGAAGAUGAGAAAGAUUUAGAGUUAGCAGAGGAAAACAAAAGUACUGUAACAACUAUGCAAAAGGAUAAAAAUAUCCCCAAACACUGCAGCACUGGAUUCUUUAGCUCUCAUAACCAGGAGAUGAACCUGAUCUCCCAGAAGCCCCCUGGGAAGAUUGGUGUGUUGUUGGACUAUGACCGAGGGUGUCUGUCAUUUUACAUGGUGUCUGACUUUAAGGUCAAGCUCUGCUGCAAGUUUCAGGCUGUGUUUUCUGCUCCUCUCUGCCCCGCCAUAUGGCUCAGAGAUCCAGAGAGCACAAUGAUUAUUAGCAAAUGACACAAAAACAAUGUUGCAGCAGUUCUAGCUGCAAAGAGAAUUAUUCAAAUGCAGUAAUACUAUAGUAGGAAGUUCACAGAUAUGGCGAGCACCACACAUCAAAAGAAAUAAACUUGUGUAAUGGAUAAAA